Molecule: messenger RNA, 759 nt
Organism: Peronospora belbahrii
Lineage: Eukaryota; Oomycota; Peronosporomycetes; Peronosporales; Peronosporaceae
Source: the annotation of a GenBank genome assembly
AUGGGUACCUUUAUCGGCGGGACGGGACAAAAGGAGGACAAGCUCACUGAGCGAGAACAUGCAUCGCAGUGGAAGCCGAAGGGUGUGAAGAGGAACGGGACGCGUAUGCAGAAGAAAUUCCGCGAAGUGACAGUCAUCCCGGACAACGCGAUGUGCCCUAACAGUGGAAAUGUGCUUCUGUGCCAGAGCGCAUCGUAUGCGUGCCAGGACGACGGCGCUGGUGCGCAAAAGUGUCUACCCCGUGAUGACUCCUUCUUGGACUCGGUGGACGAGUCGACGACGAUGCCAUGGGCUAGCUGUAGCCUUUCAAAUGCCAAGUUGCCGUCCAAGUGCCUCUUUGACUUUCAGUGUAAUUGCAUGGAUUAUGCCAAUGUCAACUGCUAUUGUAGUCCAUCCGAUGCUUGGAGAACGGGACGCAAAAAGGCUGAAAAUUGUACGACCUCUAGUGGUGAAGUGGGUGUCUGUGACGUAGGCAAGUACUGUCGCACCAAGGACCACUACCAGGAGUGUGCUGUGGCACCCUACCUUCCCCGUAGCACAUCGCUCUACAGUGACUGCACGAACGACAAUGAUCAAUUGAAGAUAUUCAUACUAUACUCGUGGCUAAGACAUAAUAACUUUGUCUGCAGGAUGAGCCUGGUGAAGAGGCAUAUGUCAUUGCUCCUUCUUGUUGCCUAUACUACCUCAGUAAUAUGCAGGAUAAUUCGUACGAAAGCGAAGAAACUGCGAUGUGUACACGAGGAGCUAGACUGCGUGUAA